This is a messenger RNA of Paramecium pentaurelia, 510 nucleotides long. The record is from the annotation of a GenBank genome assembly. Lineage: Eukaryota; Ciliophora; Oligohymenophorea; Peniculida; Parameciidae.
AUGCAUCACCAAAAAAUUUUCAGGCUUAAUUGCUUUAGGAUAUGUGAUGAUCGAGAAAUGAGUUUAUUUGGCCAAUUUCUUUAUAAAUCAUCCCCUCUUGUCUUAACUAAAUAAAUUAAACUUUUAUUAAACAGACAUCUAUAAAAGAUUGAAAGGUAAUUUAAUUGCUUAAUGAAGUUAAAAUUAAAUGAAUUUAUGGAAAUUCAUAACAGUUUCAGCAGAUUCUCUUUUGAAUUCAUAAUCAAAAAAGAUUCAAAUUAAUAAAAAUAUAUACCUGCUCAUAAGUGGAGAGAUACACUGGAUCAAACGUAAUAGAAAAUGAGUCCAGCACUCUAAAUACCGAAGCAGUUUCUUGCCCUUAUCACUAUUUCUUCUCCUUACUUUGGUUAGAAGGGGAUUUCCCUUAUCACAUUAGAACUUGAUGCCCUUAAGAAAGAAUCACUUAUGGCCAUAAAGGCCUUCACCGCAAUCUACCGCAAAAAGAUAAAAAAAUAAUUCUAUAAUAUUUGA